Molecule: messenger RNA, 1356 nt
Organism: Aspergillus versicolor CBS 583.65
Lineage: Eukaryota; Fungi; Ascomycota; Eurotiomycetes; Eurotiales; Aspergillaceae
Product: putative proline-rich, actin-associated protein Vrp1
Exons: 2
Coding region: 1-1356 (451 amino acids)
Molecular function (GO): actin binding
Source: RefSeq, a predicted model, not a curated record
AUGCCUCCUCCUCCUCCUCCACCUCCGCCGCCACCGCCCCCUGGUGGAGGUGCGCCUCCCCCUCCCCCUCCAGCAGGAAAUUUACCCUCGAGACCACCAGGUGGUGGAAAAGAUAGGGGCGCCCUACUCUCAGAUAUCUCAAAAGGCACGAAACUGAAAAAGGCCGUUACAAAUGAUAGGUCAGCACCACAGGUAGGCGGAGGCGUCAAAUCAUCUGGUGGUGGUCCUCCGCUCGGCUCCGCGCCUCCUGUUCCUGGAAUGUCGAAGCCCCCCAGUGGGCUUGCUCCUCCAGUUCCCCCUGGGCAGGGCGCAAAUCGGUUACGGAGUAACAGUGACACGGGACCUGGAAGUGAUAGCGGUCCUACUGCUGCCCCGGCGGCCCCCCAAUUGGCCGGACUUUUUGCCGGAGGCAUGCCCAAGCUUCGCAGUCGAGGAGGUGUAGAUACUGGCGCCAACAAAGAAGCUUCCCCAUACCUAUCAGAUUCGGAAACUUCGCGGCCGCCCAAGCCGCCUGUCGGAUCAGCCCCAAAGAUCCCCGCAAAUCGACCUCCACCUCCACCUUCUACAGAAGCACCCCCAGCUCCGCCUGUCAAUCCGUUGGUUGCGAACCUCAAGAAACCUCCUCCACGACCAGCCUCAAGGCCAUCUUCAGUUAUAUCGAAUAUCUCGGCAAAAUCACCGCCGCCAUUACCAGGUUCAUCGAAACCGCCAGUAUCGUUGCGGAAGCCUUCAGCCCCUGCUCCUCCUCCCCCUCCUUCCGCCAGUCCAUCCGCACCCCCUCCCCCACCUCCUGCAGCGGCCGCACCUCGUCCACCUCCACCUCCGCCAGCACCAGCUCGGUCCACUCCACCACCCCCUCCAUCAGCCCCUGCUCCGCCGCCAGUUCCCCCGAACGGCCCCCCCUCGGCAUCAUUGGCGGUUCAAGCUGCGCGGAAUGCCCUUGGCCAUAGCCAUCAAACUCCGUCAGCUCCCCCACCGCCUCCACCAGUAUCAGCUCCGUCAGCGCCACCUCCCCCUCCUCCGCCUUCUGCACCUCCCACUGCACCCCCGUCUAUUCCUCCUUCCGCACCGCCAAGCGAGCCAGCAUCGCGGCCGUACUCAUACGAAUCUAGCAACAUACCAGACCGUUCCAGUCUGGCAGCCAGUGCCUACACGCUCUCCAACGGCGGUCCGUCGCCAGGGUCAAGCGCUACAAGCCUAGGUCCGCACGGGAUGACCCGGGUUGAAGAUAACCGGUUUAAAUUCCAAAAUGAGGGACUUCUGCCCAAGCCACGUCCAUUUGUCGGGGGAAUGAAGCGUUACCGCGCCGGAAGAGGAAGUAGUGUACCGUUAGAUCUCAGCGCAUUAGGUGGCUAG